This is a messenger RNA of Leucoraja erinaceus (little skate), 1981 nucleotides long. RefSeq names its product StAR-related lipid transfer (START) domain containing 7 (gene stard7). Gene Ontology annotation, molecular function: lipid binding. The transcript is spliced from 9 exons. The record is from RefSeq and is a predicted model, not a curated record. Lineage: Eukaryota; Metazoa; Chordata; Chondrichthyes; Rajiformes; Rajidae. Bases 185 to 1435 code for a protein of 416 amino acids.
GGAGGCAGCAGGUUAGGUUGCGCUGCGCAUGCCCGGGCCCGGGAGCGCUGAUUGACAGGUUGAGGGCAGCACGGCCACUGCUCGGUCACUGGGACACACACAGAGGCUGCUGCAUGAAAAUCACCGACUCUGCACAGCAAAGGGCGGCCUGGAAUGCUGAGCUCUGAUCAUUUGCUCCUGCACAAUGUUGACCGUAAAGAGACCGGCUCUCCUGCUGAAUUCCGCCCGCUCCAAGCCGUUCAGCGGGCUGUACUCUCACUGCCUGCAGUCCGCUUGCUCCUCCAGCCACGGGCAGGGCCGGCGUGAGGCCGAACUGCUGGCUGCAUGGAGGAGGCAGGUUGGCAGUGCCCUGCGGUGGGCUCUUGGCCUCCUGAGGGAAGGCUGGAGUGCAGCGGGAGCCAUGGCCCCGAGGGGCGAGAGGAAGAAGAUGGUGUCCAUCCUGGCCAGCCAGUGCAGCUAUGUGACUGGGCAGAGGCUGCGGCGAGCGCAGCAGAUCGGGCAGCUCUACAACAACCUGUACUCGGAGCGCUCCCGCAAGAGCCUCUUCACCAACCUCUGGCGCAAAUUCCAGAGCAGACACUCGGGAUCUGGCAAGCUGGUGAUGGCUUUUGCGGCUGUUUUCAUGUGGGACGAAGAGAAGAUCCAUGACGAGGAGUUGCAAAGGUGCGUGAAUGAUUUCAGAGACGUGGACUCGCUGAUGGAGGAGAAGCCGCCGGGGAGAGCACCCGUGUCAUGCGAGGAACAUCACCGGCACGGCAAUGCGUGGGAACUGGUGAUGGCCCAGUGCAGCUUCCGACUGUGGCGCCGGCCUAUCCCGGGCAGCCACCUCUACCAGUACCGAGUUUAUGGAACAUACACGGACGUUACCCCACGGCAGUUCUUCAACGUGCAGCUGGACACGGAGUACAGGAAGAAAUGGGACGAGCUGGUGAUUAAGCUGGAAGUGGUGGAGCGAGAUGAGGCGUCCGGCUCCGAGGUUGUCCACUGGGUCACACAUUUCCCGUACCCCAUGUACUCGAGGGAUUACCUCUACAUCAGACGCUACCAUGUGGACGAACAAAACAACACAAUGGUGAUGUUAUCCAGGGCUGUGGAGCAUCCGCAUGUGCCCGAACACCCCAACUGUGUGCGGGUCACGUCGUACGAGUCCCGGAUGGUCAUCAAGCCACACCGGUCAUUUGAUGAGAACGGCUUUGAUUACCUGCUCACCUACAGCGAUGAUCCACAGACCGUCUUCCCACGUUAUUGUGUCAGCUGGAUGAUGUCCAGUGGGAUGCCCGACUUCCUGGAUAAACUUCAUGCGGCAGCGGUCCGAGCCAAGAACAUGGAGAUCAAGAUUAAGGACUACAUCAGCGUGAGGAACUCGGAGAGCAUGUUGCAGCACUCUGAGCGCAAGGACAGUAGCUGCAACUCGCAGCAGAUGGACUACGCCUAGUCCCCAGGCCGGGGCCGGGCACAGCCACCAGGUGCCACCACCCCAGGCACCCUUGGUUCAUCACCCACUGGGGGCCCACCAGCCUUCCAGGAAUCGGACUGCUUGUCAGAGCAGAGAGCAGCACUGGUGCAAGAUGGGCGGAGAGACUCCCCGGCCUACGGUGCAAGGAGUUGUGUUGCCUGCUGACGUGUACUAACAGCCACCGCUUGUGAACUGGAAGGUUAGAGCCAGGUCAGGACUGGGGCAGAGCCUGCCUGGGUUAAGUCACCGACCAAACUGACUGCAUCCAGUUGAGGUGAUGAUUGUAUUUGAUGCCGGAUGGAUGGGAUGGGAUGAGGAGAGGGGAUGGGGUGAGGGGCGUUCUCCUGUCGUGUGUCGGUGUGUUUGCAUGUCCGUAACCGUGUGCUGGAAAUACUCGCUCUGCUCUUUUUUUAAACUGAUUGGUUGAUUAACACGAGGUCGAGGUUGCUGUUGUACUUCACUCAACCCUUCAGUUCACAUAUUGGGUGAAGAAUUUUGAAAUAAAGCCUGUUAUUUUGUAACGAC